Molecule: messenger RNA, 3001 nt
Organism: Esox lucius (northern pike)
Lineage: Eukaryota; Metazoa; Chordata; Actinopteri; Esociformes; Esocidae
Gene: rab3da
Product: RAB3D, member RAS oncogene family, a
Exons: 5
Coding region: 548-1222 (224 amino acids)
Biological process (GO): protein localization to plasma membrane; regulation of exocytosis; protein secretion
Cellular component (GO): synaptic vesicle; endosome; plasma membrane
Molecular function (GO): GTP binding; GTPase activity
Source: RefSeq, a predicted model, not a curated record
ACUUAUAACAUCACUAAAAUGUUUGUUGAUUCUGUAUAUCCACAUGCGAACAACUGAAAUUAUAUUACCAUAUUGCCAGAUAAUCUAAACGUAUUAAACUUGUACAUAUAUUCACAGCUAUGUAUACAUGGCCACUGUACCAUUUUAACCUCAUAAGCUAAAGCAAUUUAAACUUUGUUGAACGAGAGAGAGAAAGCCAUGAUAGAUGGGGGGGAAGCACUAAUGUUGCAAUUCACAACGCGUGCGCCGCAGGAAAACAGCGAAUGUCAGAAGUUCUGCUAAUUCAAACCCGCAACGGGUAGCGAGUUUUCUACUUAAGCCGCUUUUGAGAGUUGUAUGAACGUGGACUCAUCGGCUUUUGUGAGUCGAUCUGGUCCUUAACACAGCUUGAGUCAUACUGGCAAACUUCUGCCGCAUUUGAUUUCGCCAAAGCCAGGAGGAGCGAGCAUGAGACCCUGGAGUAGCGCAUAAAGAGAAAAGGAGACACACCGUGUAGGAUCGGCAGAAGGGCGGACAUAAAAGGGAGGAUUCGCACACUGUAUUUAAGAUGGCGCUAGCAAGCGACCCCGGUGCCCUCCAGCAGCAGACCCAGGCCCAGAAGGAUGCCGCUGACCAGAACUUUGACUACAUGUUCAAGCUUCUGAUCAUCGGCAACAGCAGCGUGGGGAAGACGAGCUUCCUGUUCCGCUAUGCUGAUGACUCCUUCACCUCAGCCUUCGUCUCCACGGUGGGCAUCGACUUCAAGGUCAAGACGGUUUACCGGAACGAGAAGAGGGUCAAGCUACAGAUCUGGGACACAGCGGGCCAGGAGCGCUACAGGACCAUCACCACAGCAUACUACAGAGGAGCCAUGGGCUUCAUCCUGAUGUUUGACAUCACCAACCAGGACUCCUUCUAUGCCGUGCAGGACUGGGCCACCCAGAUCAAGACGUAUUCCUGGGACAACGCUCAGGUGAUCCUGGUGGGGAACAAGCUUGACCUGGAGGAUGACAGGCUGGUGCCCACGGAGGAUGGACAGAGGCUAGCUGACGAGCUGGGGUUCCAGUUCUUCGAAGCCAGUGCCAAAGACAACGUCAAUGUGAAGCAGGUGUUUGAGCGACUUGUGGAUGUCAUCUGUGAGAAGAUGAACGAGAGCAUGAAUGGUGAAACCCCAAUGGCCAAUCACAAAGGCCCUAGCCUAAAGGACACGCCCCCCGAAAACCAGGGCGGCUGUUCCUGCUGAUAACGCCUUAAACAUACAUAAAAUGGUACACACACAUACAGACAAGCAAACAGACACACAAAACAUGCUGAAAAAGUAGAAUACACAAAUACUCCCACACACUCCUACACAUUGAAUUGCCAAACAUCUAGCAUUUUGAAUGUACUCUGUCUAAUGUAAUAUAAUAGCUGAUAUCCUGCUGGUUUCCAAAUGAUUUCCCAAGUCAUUUGCAGUUCCUUUAUCUCUAACAACUGAUUUCCGAUCAGGCCUCUUUCUUGGAAUGUGCCAUUGGAAUGUAUUCAUGUAAAUUCUGGAUAUUCUGUUUUUCUUUAUUUUCUUGCAUGUAAGAUGUUUUUGCAUGUUAUUAUCCCUUUACUUUUAGUGUUGUAGCGUCACAGCGUAAAACUGUCCAUUCCUGAGCUUUUGGUUGCUUAGGUGGUUUUCAAACAAACGGUUUGGAACGGUCUUUGUUAACUUUCGUGAUUUCCCCCAUUAGUUUGGUGUACGGUGAACCACUCCACAUGGGUCUGCUCUAAAACAACGGGUACUUCCUGCCCUCGUUUUAAACCGUUGGACUGGUCUGAGCUGCACACGUUUAUGCACCCAGUAGUGGAAUUAGCCAGGUGUUUUGCUAUUGACAAGCGUGUAGAUUACUGAGGCCAUUUCGUACCACUACUUUGGCUCAUAAACCACAACAAAGCCGUCCAAAGAAGCUCAGGAAUGGAACUAUAUGGCCCCCCCCCAAAAAAAACUGUGACUCUACAAAACUAAAACAGUGUGGACAGUUUGGUAUAACAUGCAAAACAAAACUGCAAUAUCCCUUUAAAGGGUCACGUUGCUUCUAAAUACUGAUCUAGGGUCAGUUUUCCUUAUUUCACCAGGUUUAAGUUUGGGGAAGGGGAAACUGAUUGUAGAUCUGUACUUGGGGGAAAUGUUCCAUGGAGCCUCCUCAGAAGCUAACCCUUACCCGAAACUUUAGAACUGUAGGCCAGGUACUUCAUGGGUUACGUCAGCUAUAAUUCCUUGUACCACACUGCCCCCAUGUGGAUGUUCAGCUUCACUGCAGCAGGAAAUGAAAGCUCCUCCACUGCCCAUCUCUGUCUGGCAUCAAUGACAUUGUUCAGGAAUGUGUUCAGGACCCCUACACUAACUGAUCUGUCUACAGGGUUAGCUUCUGAGGAUUCUGUUAGAAACGUUUGUCUCUAAACUGUACACUGUAAACCAAAUAUUUUAGGUCAACAAUAAUGACUGAAAAGCAGCCUUGCAAAGUUUCUCAAUUCAGCUGGAUACCAAGUUUGGGAUUAAUUCUAUUUCACUUCAGGAGCUAAUCAGAAAUUCCAAUUCCGUUUCUAGAAGCAAUGAGGAAAUAUCAAUAUUUCGGUUUAAUUCCUGAAGCGACUGAAAAUUGAAAUGGACUUGACUCAUCUUAAUUAAUUGACUCUUAACUGAUUGAGAUGUAUUCAAUUCUAAAUUAGUCAAUAAAAAUAUAUUUUCGGUAUCAGUCUUUGUUUUACAUUGUCAAAAGUCAAAGGUGAUUUUAUUUUUUUAUCCUUUGAUUCAUAUGAUUGAUUUCUGCUCGACCCCCUGGAAGACAGAACGUCUUUCUAAAUUGGAAUCAAGUUAUGCAUUUCCCUUUUCUAUAAAUGAAUUAAUAAUUGGACCUGAACUGCUGAGUAACUUUAUGAGAUCCUCCUUCAAAGGUUCAGUGUUGCUAUGGUUCAAACAGCCCCCUGCUUUACACUAUAUGAAUGUUACGAACGCCAAGGAGAGCCAAAGUCUAUAAAAGACAUUUCUUGUGAA